AUGCCCAUCGCUAGGAUAUUGGGCACAAGAGGAUUUUUCGUAUUUUCAAGUAAGCAGUCUUAUGACAGAUUCAAAGAGACAAAUUUUAAUAUCAGCGUUCUUGACUCAGAAGGUGUAGGUGUCCCAUUUCUGCACAUUGUCCGGAAUUAUAACGUUAUUGGCCAUUUGACAGGAAGCUCACCGGACUUUCAUAUUUAUAAGUACGUUUUACAAAAAGCGGAAGAUCCGCCUUUGUACUCUGAAUCAAAGGUUAUCUGUGAGGACAAGGCAUUUCGUUUAUGCAAAAUACCUUACUGCGAAAUUUACAGCCAUCUUAACUUUCUUAAAACCAAAUAUGAUUUUUUCUACCCCUCUGGGACUCAGUUUCACAAAAAGUAUCAGGUGGUCAAGCAGAACAACUUCCGAGAUCUGGAUACUUAUUUGGAUGGUUUACAUUUCCAUUGGCAUGUGAAAUUUUAUAGUGAUCAUUAUCGAUUGAUGUACUUCAAUGAAUACGAUUUGGGUUCUUCAAAUGAUGCAAGAGCAAAGAGGAAACAAAGUGAUGCUCCAGAUAUUGAUAUUGUAGUUGGCCACUAUACAAAAAGAUUUUCCAAUUUCAUCCCCAGAUCUAUAUCUAAGUGUUCCGAACUUGUUAUUGGAGAGCAAUCCCGACCUGACUCCCUUGGCAUCUCCUCUGUUCCGGUCUUAACUGAAACAUUUGCCUGUCAAGGGGCGUUAAUUCAUUACCUGGAACAUAUAGAAGAAAAAAAUAGAAAAUAG
Saccharomyces mikatae IFO 1815 is the source of this 759-nucleotide messenger RNA. RefSeq lists its product as uncharacterized. Bases 1 to 759 code for a protein of 252 amino acids. Lineage: Eukaryota; Fungi; Ascomycota; Saccharomycetes; Saccharomycetales; Saccharomycetaceae. The record is from RefSeq and is a predicted model, not a curated record. The transcript has a single exon.